AUGCUAUAUCAAUCCUCCCUCCCCGACCUUAACACAAAAGAAGCCAUCGCUGAUGCCCUCUACCGUGCUACUAUUGGUUUCGACCGCAAUGACAUCAAAGUUUUCGAAUCCGCAAUGACCGAAGAUACUUCCUUCGAAAUAAACCCUGGCCCCAAUGAUCCAAGGAGCUUAAUCAAUGGGCUGUCUACCCUGAAAUCAUCGGUCUUCGACCAUGUUGGCCCAUUGGAUACGACCCACAUGAUCACCAAUGUCCGUGUCAACCACAGAGCAGGAGAGAAAACUGCGUCCCUCACUGCCUAUGCCUUAUCACAACAUUGUCCGCCUGGUAGAGGAGCAGAGUUUGCUGGGCCAAAGUACAUUGCAGGUUCAGAGUACUGGAUUGAUCUUGUUCAGGGUGAUGGAGAUGGGCUGUGGAAGAUCAAGAAAUGGGUUAUCGACGUUAUUUGGCGACAGGGAGAUCCAUCAGUGAUACAGCGACCGAGCUCUAAGUGA
Penicillium soppii is the source of this 492-nucleotide messenger RNA. RefSeq names its product nuclear transport factor 2 family protein. The transcript has a single exon. The record is from RefSeq and is a predicted model, not a curated record. NCBI's taxonomy places the organism in Eukaryota, Fungi, Ascomycota, Eurotiomycetes, Eurotiales, Aspergillaceae. The coding region runs from base 1 to 492 and encodes 163 amino acids.